GCCUGGCGAGCAGCCGCAGCGCCGCGGGCCCCGGGGGACAGGCGGCUUCAACCAUGGAGCUCAACAAGGACAGCCCCGCCGUGUCCAUCGACAUGCUGCUGAUCGUGCACUCGGAGAAGCGCCGCGCCGCCGCGCAGGGCGUGCCCCGGGACCCGCGGGCCGACGCGGGCGCGCUCCUGCAGCGCCCAGGAGAAUUCCAAGGUGUCGGAAACGGGAUCCGGAAGUGGCAGAACUUAGAAGGAAAUGACUUCCACGAAAGCUCGGCGGAGAAGCAGCACCCUCAGCAGCCGCAGGUCAUCACUUCCUAUGACAACCAAGGGACACAGCUCACGGUGGAAGUCCACCCGUGUGACACCAUGCCCCAGCUGCUCAAAAAGUUCUCCUUGGCCAAACGUUUGCAAGGUGACAAAAAUGGAAACACGAGACCCCGGCAGCCUGGAGGAAAAGAUGCCCAUGCCUAUCCUUGGGACAAGUCCAGUCUCAAAUCCAUGCCUCUGGACCUCAGGCAGUUUGAAAAACUGGACACCUAUGCCUCACAGGUGACCGUCAAGAGUGGCCUGGAUGAGCUGGUGAGUGACCUGCUCCAGGAGGCCCACAGCGAUCUGGAACGGGUCCGGGCCAUCUGGAUAUGGAUCUGCCACCACAUAGAGUAUGACAUCGAGGCUGCUCAGGAGAAGGAUCGCCAAGCCUUCAAACCUACCAACAUCCUGCGGACCAAGAAGACCAACUGUGAUGGCUACGCUGGUCUCUUCGAAAGAAUGUGCAGGAUUGCUGGCGUGCAGUGCAUGACGGUGGCCGGCUACUCCAAGGGCUUCGGCUACCAGACAGGUCAGAGCUUCUCCGGGGAGUUCGACCAUGCCUGGAACGCCGUGUUCCUGGAGGGGAGAUGGCACCUGCUGGACAGCACCUGGGGCAGUGGCCUGGUGAACACCGCCACCUCCAAAUUCACCUUCCUCUAUAAUGAAUUCUACUUCCUUACUCAUCCGGCACUGUUCAUUGAGGACCAUUUCCCAGACAACAAGAACUGGCAACUCCUAAAACCUCCCCAGUCUCUGAGGCAGUUUGAGAACAACAUGUAUCACAAGAGUGAAUUCUACAACAAGGGGAUGCUCGGUGCUCGCCCAGACAGCGCCAUGAUCAGAACAGUGAAUGGGAAGGCCACCAUCACCAUUGAGAGCUGCGCCCCUACGCUGUUCAUGUUCAUGCUCAAUGGCAAACAGGAGCACGGGCUGCUGAGCCUCAAGAAGAAUGGGAUGAAGCUAGAUGUGUACCCUCCAACCAUGGGCACCCACAAGCUACAAAUCUUCGCCAAAGGCAACUCUGACAUCUACAGCUCCGUGCUUGAGUACACACUCAAGUGCAACUACGUGGACCUGGGGGUCCAGCUGCCGUCCGAGCUUCACCAGCCGGUGGGCCCCAGUUGGUUCUCAGAGCAGAUGGGCAUUAGGAAGCCCUCCCACUCUGAGCCCAUCAUCCACACCAGUGACGGGCGCUGCUCCAUCAGCUUCAGCGUGGAGGAAGGGAUCAGCAUCCUGGCCUCCCUACACGCGGACGAGAGUCCCAUCACUGAGGAGACGCAGAGGCGCUACAUCUUUCAGGUGCAAAGAGAGAAGCGGACAGAGUUCAAAGUCCAGCUGCCCCAUGCCGGCAAGUUUGCUUUCAAGAUCUUUGUCAAGAAGAGGCAGGAGCAGGGCAAUUAUAUCUUCGUCUUCAAUUACCUCCUGUGCUGUGCCAAUACCAAGGUGAACUGGCCCAUGUUCCCCGAGAUCUUCGGCAACUGGGGACAGGACAAUGAGCUGCUGGAGCCUCUGUCGGGGGUGCUUCCUGCCAAUCGGAACAUCCCAUUCAAACUGAAGCUGCCCGGUAUCGCCAAAGCCCUGGUGAAGGGGCAGGACACAUGGCCCUUGACCCUCAACCAUGAGGGCUACUGGGAGGGAAGCUGCAGCACAGCUGGCUGUCAGGAAGUGUACGUCAUGGUGCUGGAGAAUGCCAACCACAACUUCUACUCCUACAUCCUGAAAUACCAAGUGAACGCCCAAUGAGGGACUGCAGCCUACCUUCCUUGAGGCCAGGGCCAAUCUUCUGCCAAGGAGGGUUCCAGAGAAAUACAGAGAGCCGCCCCAGACACCUCUGAUCUGCAUGAACCACUUCUAGGCCUCUGCUUCAGUUUCCCUGCUGCCGCAUGCAGGCUCCGAGAUGACUGUGUUCUCUGUUGUUUGACUCCGUGUGGCCCUGGCUGAGGGGACAGAGACAAACAAAGACCCUUGGGAUGAAAACGGUGCUAUGUAAAGCCAAGGUAUUGUGAACUGUGCAUCCCGUGCCCAGAUGCCCCCUUUCUUGUAUUAGUGCUGUUGUUGUCGAAGGGUUGAUGUGGGAAAGGAGGGAAGUUGUCCAGGCUGCAAGCUUGGAUGUGAUUCCUAAGAGAACUCUUCCGGCCCUAGAGGAGGGUCAUUGCAAGUCCAAGUCACCAGGGAAUCAGAGAACCCCCUUCCAAAGAGCAUGCUUGUGUUUUUCUCUUCCAAGGAGUGGGUCUGUUGUGUCGCCCCACAACUCCUGGGAAUGUUGGAUCUGACCAUCUUCCACAUUCCACUGCCUCUUCAUUAGCCAUGGUCUGCUCUUCACAAGUUCUGCACUAAAAAAAGAAGAAGAAGAAGGUGUGAAGAGGAAGCUAGGUGCCCCAGAGCUAGUAGACUUACAAUUCCCAUGGACCGAUGGAAAGUAGCAAGAGCAGAAAGCCAGUGUGCACCCAUGGUGUCCUGGAGGGGGGAGGGGGCGGGAGGCAGGGGGCAGGGGGCAGGGCAUUGGGAAGGAGUGGCACCAAUCCCAGUGCUGCAACCCAAGCCCAAGGUAGAAAGGCCUCAGACUCAGUGCUCCGUCCUAAGUCUGGCCCAGGACCUGGGGAUGCCCUCCUGACCCUAUUAAGAGCCUGAGCCCCAGGCCUGGCCUCACCUUGCUGGGCCUCCAGAGACCUGGUCUCUAGGUAAGGAGGUGAGACAAGUGAGCUGGUGGUCAGCAGCAAUCCUGGAGACACUCACACAAUAAUAGGGCUGUGCCUAUACACAUGCGCAUGCCCCAAUCCCCUCGGAGUGCCUUAUCAGCACAGCCAGGCGGGGGGGGGGGGGGGGGACUGCCAUCUGCCCUGGGAACCGUUUUGUGUUUGUCCCUGAGAGAAAGCCCUCUCCCAUCUCUCCCCUUGUUUUGAGAGGAGCCCCUCAGUCCUGACUGCCACCGAGGGGUAUUGUUAUAUUCUGAGAGCGAGAAUAAUCCAUGGAGGAACCAC
Perognathus longimembris pacificus (Pacific pocket mouse) is the source of this 3280-nucleotide messenger RNA. RefSeq names its product kyphoscoliosis peptidase (gene Ky). The coding region runs from base 54 to 2042 and encodes 662 amino acids. NCBI's taxonomy places the organism in Eukaryota, Metazoa, Chordata, Mammalia, Rodentia, Heteromyidae. The transcript is spliced from 11 exons. The record is from RefSeq and is a predicted model, not a curated record.